AGUUUAUUCAAAGCAUGAAAAUGACAAUGAACCGUGUGUUGUGACGGGUAACAUGCGAUUGCCAAUGUCCGAUUAUGUCGCACUAGCAAGUCAUAUUACCAUAGUAAAUAACGAGCUCAUAUUACUGUCGUCUAAUGUGUUCAAUAAGCUUGAUGUAGCUUUUAUAACAUUUUGAUUAAGGUAUGAAUCAGAAAUGAAUGUGGAAAAAGCAGAUAAGGCAGAUCUUCAAGGCAAUGACAGUUUGCGGGUGGAGUCUGAGCACACUUGUCCUCAUUGUUCUAAGAAUUUUCCAGACUCAAGAGCUCUGUAUCUUCAUAUUCGUUGCCAUGGUGAGAAAAAACAUAUUUGCAAAGAUUGUGGAAAGGGUUUUACUCAAGUUUGUCACCUCAAAAGACACCUUAGAAUUCAUACAGGGAUAAGACCAUACCAGUGUACCAUGUGUAGAAAGACAUUUACCCAGAUGGCUCACCUGGACACACACUACAAGUCACAUACAGGGGAAAAGGAGCACACUUGUGAUGAAUGCAACAAGAGUUUUAUUCAGAAGAGUCAGCUGAGUCGACACAUGAGAUCUCACUCCAGUGAGAGACCAUACAAGUGUUCCACAUGUGAGAAAACCUACAAGUUUAGUGACCACCUAUAUACCCACAUGAGGGUACACUCUGGUGAAAGGCCUUACAAAUGUGACAUGUGCUCAAAAACAUUUUAUGCCUGUUCAAAUUUGAAUCUUCAUAAAAAAUCUCAUGUGGCGUUUGGAACAAUGAAUUGUUCUAAUACUUUUCAGUCAAAUCAACAUCAGGCUGUCCACGAACAAAAAGUCAUAGAUGAAUAUCAAUGUGGGGUUUGUAGUGCUAAAUUUUUAAAAGCUGUAAAAUUUCAACAGCAUGUAAAGGUUCAUGGUCACCAAUACCAUUCAUUAGGCACUUGCUUGAUUUGUCAGAAAAAAUUUGAUAGCAAGGCUUCACUGAACAAUCAUGUGAAACACCAUGACAAGAAAUUCUCAUGUCAUGUCUGCCAGAAGUCUUUUAAUAUGAACAGUUUUCUUCAAAUGCAUAUGGCUCAGCAUUCUGGACUCAAAUUACCAUGUCGAUGUGUUAUUGAACAGUGUGCAGAGGAAUUUCCCAACAUGGAGGACCUUAGAACACAUGUGGAAUCUUGUCACUUGUCCAGUCCUGAUACCCACUAGAGUGACCAAGAUAACUACAUGUAUUUAGACAAUAUAAACAGGCUGAAACUAUUGAAGAGGUAGACUAGAUGACAAGCUUAGAAAGCCUUGAAAUCUAAGCACUUUACUGAUGAACCUGGAAAUCGAAACAUUUCAUUGAUGAGCCUGGAAAUCUUAACAUAUAGAAUUAUGAGCCUGGAAAUCUAAGCACUUCAUUGAUAAGCCUAAAAAUUUAAGCUUUUCAUUAUUGAGCCUGGAAAUAUAAGCACUUCAUUAAUGACCCUGAAAAUCAAAGCAUUACAUUGAAUAAUGAGCCUGGAAAUCAAAGUAUAUUAGUGAGGAGCCUAAAAAUCAAAGCAUAUCAUUGAUGAGUCUGGAAAUUAAAGCAUUUCAUUGAUGUGACUUGAAAUCAAUGUAUUUCAUUGAUGAACUUGGAAAUCUAACUACAUGUAUAUUAGUGAUGAGCCUGGAAAUCUGAAGUAUUUCAGUGAUGAGCCUGGAAGUCUAAGCACUUCAUUGAUGAGUCUGGAAAUCUAAGCACUUCAUUGAUGAGUUUCAAAAUCUAAGCAUUUCAUUGAUGAGUCUGGAAAUCAAAACACUUCAUUGAUGCGUUUGGAAAUCUAAGCAUAUCACUGAGAAGCCUAGAAAUUAAGCAUAGGAUGAAAAUGAAAAUAUGUUUCAUCAUUUAUUACUAUAUAUGAAAAUAAAAUUGACAUUCUAAUCAAA
Messenger RNA from Ostrea edulis (European flat oyster), 1891 nucleotides. RefSeq names its product zinc finger protein 235-like. The coding region runs from base 194 to 1186 and encodes 330 amino acids. The transcript has 3 exons. Lineage: Eukaryota; Metazoa; Mollusca; Bivalvia; Ostreida; Ostreidae. The record is from RefSeq and is a predicted model, not a curated record.